Molecule: messenger RNA, 1593 nt
Organism: Funneliformis mosseae
Lineage: Eukaryota; Fungi; Glomeromycota; Glomeromycetes; Glomerales; Glomeraceae
Source: the annotation of a GenBank genome assembly
AUGCUGAAAAAUUCUUUGAUAAGAUCGUCACUUAUCAUACACAAACCCCAUUUCAUUCAACCAUUGAUCGUACAACCUUGCCGUAAAUCGUCGCCAUUUUCAAUUCGUCCAGCUCAUUCUCGUACGUUUUCAAUUUUUAAUUUACUUAGGACAAUAGUUGGCCCACUAUCUUUUGUCUCUCGUUCCCUUUCACAACCACAAAAGGCAACGCAAGAAUUGGAAUCUCAAGCAUUAGCCACUUAUGAAAAAAUCAAAUUACCAAUAACUCAUACAUUUAAUAGAAUUCCUGGAUUUUUGGGUAGAGAGCAUGAGAUACGUAUAUUGAAUGAUUUAUUAAGUGGAGAUCCAAAGUUUUUGAUCGUGAAUGGUUCUACAAGGUUGUGUGGGAAAAACCUCUCUGCUACGAGAGGUCCUAUCCGACGAUCGAUAUCAUGUGACUUACAUCGAUUUGCGAAUCCCAGGUCUCGAUUCGCGGAUCUUAUUUCAUUUAUAUCGGAAUUCGCGUCACGUUUAGAAAUAUUUUUUACGAGAAUUGCUUCAUUUUACCCUAAUCUUAAGGUAUUUGAAGAUGAAGCAAUCGCCCUUAGAAGUUUACGAUUGAGUGGACCUGAAAGUUAUGAAAAGAAACAACUAUUACAAAAUGUGCAACAAUCAGAAGGUGAUGAUGAGACGGAUGCUUAUUCUGUCGCAAAAAGUCAGAAUCGAAGUGAUCUCGCCAAAUUAUUGGAGAAAUUUCAAGCUGGGUUAUUGAUGUAUCAUGGAGUUGAUCUCAAUGAAAAGGGGGAAGAAAAGAAAGAGGAUGAUGAAAAAGACAGAUACCGGAUACACGAACAUGAUAAGGACACGAGAAAAAAGAAAAUUCCUAUCAUAGUUUUCGAUGAAGCUCAUAAAUUGAGAUAUCUUUUGAAUGAUAACGAAGCUCUACAGAUACUUCUGGAUGCAUUGGUAGUCUUCACAGUACAAGAUAGCUUGUGCCACAUCAUUCACGUUACUUCGGAUGCAUUUUACGGAAGAUUAUUGGCACAAAAGCUUCAUACGAAAUCUUUAAUCAUUGGUGAUUUAUCCCGAUCAGAAGUCAACAAGUAUUUUCACAAGACUCUAGUACCGACCGUCCCACAAGAAAUACGCGAAGGGAUUUUCAAAAUGGAAGAUGAUCUUCACAAAGUUCUUGGUGGAAGAAUUUUAUACUGGAAAUCAUUUGUACAAGAUUACAUUCUUUCGAAUGGCAGGUUAACAAUUGAAACAUUUGAACCAUUCAUUCGGGCGCAGCAUCAACUUAUUUUACUUUCAAAAGAUUUACCGAUGGAUGAUGAAAUUCCCGGUGAUCCGAUCAAACGCAUAAGUCGUUAUAUUAUUGCCAGUCCAAUGAAUAAGGUUUCCUAUCAUCGUUUGUGUAAGGAAUUCACGCCACCUGUUAUAGAUGAGUUAAUUAACGAUGGAAUUUUGGAGUAUAGAUUGAUUGAUGAAAUUGAUGAUGGGAAUGAUGAUGCAUUAUCGAUCGAAAAACCUUUUGUUGUUCCUUCAAGUCAUCUAAUAAAACAUGCUAUGGAAAUUUUAUUAGGAGAGAAAUCACAGAUCGAAAAAGAUGUUUAA